Molecule: messenger RNA, 3909 nt
Organism: Pogoniulus pusillus (Red-fronted tinkerbird)
Lineage: Eukaryota; Metazoa; Chordata; Aves; Piciformes; Lybiidae
Gene: FAM234B
Product: family with sequence similarity 234 member B
Exons: 13
Coding region: 29-1900 (623 amino acids)
Molecular function (GO): protein binding
Source: RefSeq, a predicted model, not a curated record
AGGCGCAGGCGCAGUGCGCUGCUCCAGCAUGGCCACGGUGCUGUCCCGGGCGCUGAAGCUGCCGGGAAAGAAGAGCCCAGACCUUGGGGAAUACGAUCCUCUCACUCAGGCCGAUAGUGAUGAAAGUGAAGAUGACCUGGUACUCAACAUCCAGAAGAAUGGGGGUGUCAAGAACGGGAAGAGCCCCCCCGAGGAGGUGCAGGACCCUGACUCUGAUGUGGAGAUUGGGAUGACAAAGCAGCACGCAUCAGAGAGCGCACCCGAGGGUUAUCCUGCAGAGACGACCGGGAGCUUGGAGCAGAAGGCUGCUUCCUCCCUCAUGCCAUACCUGCGCACUGCCAUUUUCUUGCUCACUGUGGUGAUCUCCAUGAUCCUUGUGUUGGUGUGCGCCUUUCUAAUUCCCUGUCCCCCUAGAGACUUGCAUAACACCUGGAACCGCAACCUAGGGCAGGGAGCAGGCGGUGUGCUAUCCCCGCUGGAGCUGUCUGAUGUGAACGGCGAUGGGAUCCCUGACAUCCUCAUUGUCUUCACUGCUUUGAUGAAUGCCAGUGUCAAGGGUGUCUCUAGACCCUCUGUAACUGUGGUGGCCCUAUCUGGUAUGAAUGGCAGCACCCUGUGGUCCAUCCAGCUUCCAGAGGAGACUCGGAGUGUGCAGUGCAAAGGGCUGUCACUGGGGGCACCUGCAGAGCCUGUCUGCCUUGUUACGGGAACAUCAAAAUUCCUCAGCCUUCUCAGUGCCUCCACAGGCAAGACCAUCUGGACGCUGAACUACAUCCACCUUUCAAGUGGAAUGUUGGCUGCACCAGCUGCAACUCUUCCAGAUGUAGAUGGAGAUGGGAUUAGGGAUGUUGUUGUUCUGGCUCUCAAGGAGACACAGCCUGAUGCAUUUUUCAUCUUGGUCUCAGGAAAGACUGGGACUGCUUUGGGUGGGCCUGUGAAGUACAAGAUCAAUGGAGAAGGCAAAGUGAUUGGCCCCCAAGUCCACAUCACCAGCCGAGGAGCCAUCUACAUCCUGUUUGGUUUUGGUAAUGUCCAAGCAAUUGCCCUGAGGGAUAUCUUUACCCAAGCCAGAAACCGGGACCGCUUUCCUGCUGUGCUGGAGCAGGAAGAGCCAGAGUGGGAAAAGCGAAGAUCUGUCAACCUGUCAGAGCUCAUUGACAUUUACAGUGGGGGUGUUGAAUUCCUGCAGAUGAUGAAGACACCUGACACAAACUGCAGCAACCUGCUCAUCACGACCAAAGACAGCUUGAUCCUACUGCGGGGAGAGGAUCUGGAGCCCCGCUGGACUCUGGAACUACAGAACAUCAGCAGCCAGCCUGUACCAGGUUACUUUGGUGCUGACCAAACUCUGGACUUCAUGCUUCAGGCACAGACUGGAGAUGGCAACAAAAAGGUGGUGGCGAUAGAUGGCAGAUCUGGCCUCCCUGUUUGGAACCAGGAGUUCCCGUGGCAGAAGCAGCAACUUGAAGCGUUGUCAGUCAUGACUUUGGACAAGAGAUCUGUUUUUCUCUUCUGGGCAGAUGAAGCACAGCCUGUGUUACAAACUUGGCAACAUGGUCCCAGGCCUGAGCACCCAGGGCUACAUCACCUCUAUCUGCUCCAUCCUGUUUUUCCUACAGUCCUUCUGGACCUCACCAAUGCAACAGACAAAGUCAUUGCUUCAGCAGUUGGAAUCAACGAUCUCCAGAAGGAUGCAUUUCACAUCACAGUGACGACAACUGCAACCUCUGAAAAGCAACCAGGAUUUCUCUCAGUCAGCAAGCUGGGUCUGAAGUGGGCCAUGAUGACUCAAGGGCGAAUGGUGUGGCUGAAGGACACCACCACUCCCAAAAUAAGCCGUGGAGAAGUGAGGCGGUUUCUUGCCCGCCUGAAAUUUGUUGACUUUCCUCAGAAGCUCUAGCCUGGUGGUUCUUCAGAUUUUGAUUGGGCCUGUGGCCUGUCUGCAAAAUACAGGAAGCUGCUCUGUGAACCUUCAGGAAAGCUGCUGUGUAGGGAGAAUGGAGGCUAAAACACUUCCCCUUUCUUCAGCUCUCUGGGGAAUGCUGCUGGAGGUAGUUUUAUGCUUGGCAGAGCUGUCCAGUGCCAGAGAAACCUUGUUCAGCAUCUUCUCCUCUAUAUGCUGUUUAUGCAUGCUUCCUUCCAGGUAACACAGAAAUGUGUCUAGAAUUUAUAUGCACACACACACAUAUAUAUAUAUAAAACUAGGGUUUAUAUAUAUAUAUAUCAAUUUAUACUGUAUAUGUAUAUUUUUUGUAUGUUUAAUUUAUGAAUGAGAUUUAAGACCCCCCCCUUUUUAUGGCCAAACAGUAUUCCCAGGCAGCCAAAUAAGCUCUAGGCCUAGAGUGGGCCAUUGUGACUCAAGGCAAAUGGUGUGGCCAAAGGACACCACCUGCUUUAAUCUUUAUGUUUUUUGGAGAGAAGCCUUUGUCUGGCUCCUGCAGGGCUAGUCUUGUCUGCAGCUUUUCCUGUGCUCUAAGCACUCUUCUCCAGUCUGUCCUCCAGAUCACAAACAAACUCAAUUUAUGACUGAAUUCUCUGAACUAGAGAAAGAUGAUCCCUGCAGUAUUUGCCAGCCUUUGCACUUGUGUAUUUCUUUCCCCAAUCCCAAGUUCAGGACAGGAUCAUGUGGGUGAUGUAGAAUUAAAAAGGUCACAUCCUAUUUCUAUCCAUCCCUGAGGUUUUAAUGAACCCACAGUGUCCCUGUAACAUCUCACUGCAGUCCAAUAGGCUGGACCCCCUUUUACAAGUACAUCACAGCUCUUUUGGAAUCAAUUCCCAGCAGAUUCUCACUGACACACUAGGUCCAGUCACAGCAAAGCUGAUUCCCACAGCACUGCUUCACAGUUUAGAGGCUCAGACAUAGAACUGGAAAGAUUUUUUGGAGCAUUUUUCCCCCUGUUCUGGUCUCAAUAUUACCAUUCCCUUGCCAGCUUAGUCCUGUGUGCAGUUCCAGGAGGAAGAGACUAGCUCCAGGGCACAUUUGCUCACAGUGUAUUUAGUGCUUUGAACUAUGCCUCUGAGUGUGCCUCAGUUUCCUGUGUUGUAGUUCCAGAGCAACUAUGUGAAUUUUCUUGCAGUAGAAAUGACCAUGUGGGAAACAACCACUUUGGUGCCCCAGCAGCUCCUCACAGAGCAGGGCAACAACUUAGGCACUGUAAAACGAGGCUGAGGUGAGGAUUGCAAAGGAGUCUGCUGUCCUCCUGCUGACAUGUGCCCUCCCAGCCUCCCUGCAUUUCCCUGGGAGUAGUAAGGUGAUGGCAGGACUUAGACCCUCCCUCCAGAAGGACACAUCUGUAUGGGUUUGCACUUCUGGGCUCUAGACAUUUUCUCCUUGCCAUAUCACCUACUCUUUUCUCCAUCCCUGCAUUUCCAUAUAAAAGCUUCCAGGAUAGCCCUUCAGGAUUAGCUGCAAGCCCCAAGGCUGGUCCUUGGGCCCUGCUCUCUUAAUGCCAGGGUCUAUGAAGAGUUUGUAUAUGGUUCAUGGUAUUUUUGUGUAAAUAGCUGUGUACAUAUUAGCACAACUGUAGCAAUGACUCUAGGCCUGGCAUUUUCCUCCAGACAGGGGUUAGUAUUUAUAAUUCAUAGUCAGCUAAUGCAGCUGCACAACAGGGACUGAAAAUGUGAGGACCAGUAACACAGGAUUAGACAGGGAUGUCCCUUCCCUCCUCUCUAGCCACCACCUUGCUGGGAAAGGUGAAGUGGCUGUUAGCUGAAGUAGUUAUUCUCCAAAGGUUCUUCCUGUGAGAACUGAUACUGAAGUGCAGUAAUGUUAGCUCCUCCAUAAUGUGAAUUUCCUCUGCCCACACACACACACAUCCCCACUGUGAAUAAAGAGUCUGUCUGUAUAUUGUUGGGAAAAUGUAUUUGAACUGUGAACUGCAGUGGAGCAAAUAAAUACUGUGUACAGCA